Messenger RNA from [Torrubiella] hemipterigena, 2949 nucleotides. Lineage: Eukaryota; Fungi; Ascomycota; Sordariomycetes; Hypocreales; Clavicipitaceae. The record is from the annotation of a GenBank genome assembly.
CUUGUUGACAGAUGUCAGCGGGACCACGUGACUGACACCGCCAGUCAUCGAGCCACAGUGCGCCACACCACGUCUUCGAAUGGCCAACCACCGAGCGGGUCAAAGCUGUCGUCUCCCGCAUCAGUGUCCAGCUCCGUCUCUCACGAUCCAACCACGCGACUCGAAAACAGGUUUUUGGAGAGCUGGCUGCUGUUUUCAAUCAUCAUUAUCAAGUCGAUAACCGAUAUUCAUCCAAUUACACCGCAGUGCCACGCACACCGCUGCCUCGCAACCCCCCUCCUGUUACCCCUCCACAGUUCCAUCGAGCCCCUCGACGAUGGCGGUAAAUCGAAUUAGGGGCGCCUUUGCGCCGCCUCGCAAGGGUGAGACCUUUGAGCUGCGCGCUGGAUUGGUCUCCCAGUAUGCAUAUGAAAGAAAAGAAUCCAUUCAGAAGACCAUCAUGGCCAUGACACUUGGCAAGGAUGUCUCCGCCCUGUUCCCUGAUGUCCUCAAGAACAUUGCCACUGGUGAUCUUGACCAGAAGAAGCUGGUAUAUCUGUAUUUGAUGAACUACGCCAAAUCACACCCCGAUCUUUGUAUUCUCGCUGUCAACACCUUUGUACAAGAUUCAGAAGAUCCGAACCCGUUAAUUCGAGCCCUGGCUAUUCGAACCAUGGGUUGUAUUCGAGUCGACAAGAUGGUGGAUUACAUGGAAGAACCAUUACGGAAAACAUUACGAGACGAGUCGCCCUAUGUGCGCAAGACAGCCGCCAUCUGUGUUGCCAAGUUAUUCGACCUGAACCCUUCAAUGUGUAUUGAGAACGGAUUUAUCGAAACGCUUCAGGAACUCAUUGGCGACUCCAACCCGAUGGUUGUCGCCAACUCUGUUCAAGCUCUGUCAGAGAUUAGUGAAACAUCUCCCGAGACGCGCGCUCUCGUCAUUACCCCACCGACAUUGAAGAAGCUUCUCAUGGCCCUUAACGAAUGCACAGAAUGGGGACGUGUCACUCUCCUCUCUACACUGGCUUCCUACGUGCCAUCUGAUGUCAAGGAAGCUGAACACAUUUGCGAGCGUGUUACCCCCCAGUUUCAACAUGUUAACCCGAGUGUCGUCUUGGCCGCUAUCAAGGUCGUCUUCACACAUAUGAGAUCCAUCAACCCUGAGCUCGUCGGUUCAUACCUUAAGAAGAUGGCCCCCCCUCUUGUGACAUUGGUUGCGUCUGCUCCUGAAGUGCAGUAUGUUGCCUUGAGAAACAUCGACCUCCUCCUCCAAGCGAAGCCCGACAUUUUGAGCAAAGAGCUGCGAGUAUUCUUCUGCAAAUACAAUGACCCUCCCUACGUUAAGCUUCAGAAACUCGAAAUCAUGGUCCGCAUAGCAAACGAGAAGAACUUUGAGCAGCUACUUGCCGAACUUCGGGAAUACGCCCUUGAAGUCGACAUGGACUUUGUUCGUCGUGCUGUCAAGGCCAUUGGUCAGGUUGCCAUUAAGAUUGAGAGCGCCAGUGCCAAGUGUGUGCAAGUCCUGGAGGAUCUUCUUUCCACCAAGGUCAAUUAUGUUGUCCAGGAAGUGGUGGUUGUUACCAAGGACAUCCUGAGAAAGUACCCCGACUUUGAAGCUGUUAUUCCUACGCUAUGCGACCAUAUUGAUGAGCUUGACGAGGCUAAUGCCCGAGGCUCGUUGAUUUGGAUUGUUGGAGAGUACGCCGAAAAGAUCAACAACGCUCACGAAAUUCUAGACUCAUUUGUUGAAGCGUUCUCUGAAGAGUUCACACAGACCCAGCUGCAGAUUUUGACUGCCGUUGUGAAGCUGUUUUUGAAGAAGCCCAACAACAGCCAGAGCCUCGUCCAAAAGGUGCUCCAGAUGGCUACUGUUGAGAAUGAUAACCCUGAUAUUCGCGACAGAGCGUAUGUGUACUGGCGUCUCCUUUCGGGCGACCUGGAAGUUGCAAAGAACAUUAUUCUGUCACAGAAGCCUACCAUCUCGACAACCAUGACCAGCUUGCCUCCUGCGUUGCUGGAGCAGCUGCUUGCUGAGCUAUCGACGCUAGCCUCUGUGUACCACAAGCCUCCUGAGUCGUUUGUCGGCAAGGGCCGCUUUGGUGCCGACGCAAUCCAGCGCGCUGCUAUCCAAGAACAGCGCCAAAUUGCGGCCGAAGACCCUAUCGCUGCUUCUGUUGCCGCUGCCGCUAAUGGCAACACUGCGCCCAACAACAUCGAGAACCUGCUCGACAUCGACUUUGACGGAGCAGCACCCGCGUCUGCGACACCAGCGUCGGCUGAUACCUCCCGUACUGGUACACCUGCGGCUGGAGGCGGCAUGGCUGAUAUGAUGAGCAUGUUCGACGCUCCUCCUGCGCCAAGUGCUGCCGGCGCUGGCGCUCCAGCUAUGGGAGGCGGCAUGGGAGACUUGAUGAACGGCUUUGACGGUCUCAACUUUGGCGGCGAAUCGUCACAGGCUCCAGCCAUGCAACCUCAGAGCACACCGGUUGCUCCAUCGCAGCCUGCGCAGCAAAAUGAUAGCGAAGAUUUGUUAGGCCUAUUGUAAAGCGAUGCUGAAAAAUAAAGGGAAUGCGAACAGUUGGCACAUGUAUAUAGACCGGAGGACAGAGUUAUGAUCUUAAAAAGGAAAAAGAAAUCAUUUCGUUAUAUUUUCAUUCAUUAGCAACCAGUGACCCCGUGAUGAUAUGUCUCUCUAAAUAAAACCCACGACUGCGCCUGCAUCUAAGAAAAGCUGUAUUCCUCACGCCGAAGUGCCAUCGACCUUGCCGUCGACCGUUCCCUCUAGAGACGGGGCGACCUUGCCGGCAUCACGCUCCCACUCCUCAGGGGUCUGGCACUUUGCUGUCCAGGCGUGGAUGGCGGCGAUUUCUUCCUUGAGAGCGGCGUUGACGAGACGGUGGCGCUUGAGGGAGUUGAGGCCGGAGAACUUGGAGGAGACGAUGAGAGUUGUGAAUGCUUGUCCGCAGCCGC